CUUAGGGAGUACAAAGUCGUUGGGCGUCUGCUGCCCUCAGCGAAGAAUCCCGCCCCUCCCCUCUACCGGAUGAGGAUCUUCGCCCCCAACCACGUCGUGGCCAAGUCCCGCUUCUGGUACUUCGUCUCCCAGCUGAGGAAGAUGAAGAAGGCCUCUGGAGAGACCGUCUACUGCGGCCUGGUCCACGAGAAGACCCCCCUGAAGGUGAAGAACUUUGGUAUCUGGCUGCGUUACGACUCUCGCAGCGGCACCCACAACAUGUACAGAGAGUACAGAGACCUGACCACCUCCGGAGCCGUCACACAGUGCUACCGUGAUAUGGGAGCUCGCCAUCGCGCCCGCGCCCACUCCAUCCAGAUCAUGAAGGUUCAGGUCAUCGCUGCCAACAAGUGUCGCAGACCUGCCAUCAAGCAGUUCCACGACUCCAAGAUCAAGUUCCCUCUGCCCCACCGGGUCCUGCGUCGCCAGCACAAACCCCGCUUCACCACCAAGAGACCCAACACCUUCUACUAAAAGCGUUUUUUCACUUUGUGCGGGAAAAAAUAAAAAUGAUCUAAUAGAAAACGA
Messenger RNA from Micropterus salmoides (largemouth bass), 567 nucleotides. It is a transcript of the gene rpl18a, whose product is annotated as ribosomal protein L18a. Gene Ontology annotation, molecular function: structural constituent of ribosome. Gene Ontology annotation, cellular component: cytosolic large ribosomal subunit; ribosome. Gene Ontology annotation, biological process: translation. NCBI's taxonomy places the organism in Eukaryota, Metazoa, Chordata, Actinopteri, Centrarchiformes, Centrarchidae. The record is from RefSeq and is a predicted model, not a curated record.